Messenger RNA from Cryphonectria parasitica EP155, 501 nucleotides. RefSeq lists its product as uncharacterized. The record is from RefSeq and is a predicted model, not a curated record. Bases 1 to 501 code for a protein of 166 amino acids. The transcript has a single exon. NCBI's taxonomy places the organism in Eukaryota, Fungi, Ascomycota, Sordariomycetes, Diaporthales, Cryphonectriaceae.
AUGGCAAAGAAAAAGCGAUCCCCCAAGACUCUUACCUCCGAGACACGAGAAACGCGGACUAGCUUCACAUUCGCAUCUCUCCAUGGAGAUGUAGCGAGGGCUGUUUCCGAUCACAUUGCCUCCAUAUGGUUCAACAAGGACGACGACAGUGGAGAAAUAUGCAUCAAGGACUACUCGACCAACGUCAUGGGCAGUUUUAAAUGUAAAAAUGCGAAAUGCUCUACAAAUCGUUGGACGAGCAAAAUGGUAUCGAUUGUCAUCCGGGGUUAUCCCAAUAAUGGGUACAGCGCUACCGUUUUCAACCAGCGCUGCAAAUCUUGCAACGGGCUCGGCACUUUCACGCUUGACAGACAGUCGUACGUCGAACGGGUUGCAUACCGGCUUGAGAAAUGGGCGGGAUGCCAAGUAAAGGCGCCGUACUAUGGGGAGGGGAAGGGCCUGCCGCAUCGGGAGGAUCUCUGUGAAGGCUGUAAGCAAGGUAUUUGUUGGAGUGGCUUUUGA